UGUGCUGCGGGGCUAGAGUCAGCUGAUGGGUGACGGUAAUCUGCAGUAGGAGGAGAAGCAUUUUUCGGGCCGGAUCUGUCAGACGGGACCGGCGCAUCUCCGUGUAUAGGGGCACCCUCCGAUCCUUUACAAACAUGGAUUUCUCCAAGUUACCGAAGAUUCAAGAUGAAGAACGUGAGAGCAACUUUGGCUUUGUGCACGGGGUUUCAGGACCUGUGGUCACUGCGUCUUACAUGGGGGGUGCAGCCAUGUACGAGCUGGUGCGAGUGGGACAUUCUGAGCUGGUUGGGGAGAUUAUCCGUUUAGAAGGGGAUAUGGCCACGAUUCAAGUCUACGAGGAAACCUCUGGUGUAUCGGUGGGAGAUCCUGUUCUGCGCACUGGGAAACCCCUGUCUGUGGAGCUAGGCCCUGGCAUUAUGGGAUCAAUUUUUGAUGGUAUCCAGAGGCCUUUGAAAGACAUCAGUGACUCUACACAAAGCAUCUACAUUCCCAGGGGGGUUAAUGUGUCUGCUCUAAGUAAAGACAUCAAGUGGGAGUUUACCCCUUCCAAAAGCAUGAGGGUCGGCAGCCACAUUACUGGGGGUGACAUCUAUGGAGCGGUUUUUGAGAACUCCCUCAUUAAGCACAAGAUCAUGUUGCCUCCACGGAACAGGGGAACAGUUACAUAUGUUGCUCCACCUGGGCAUUAUGACACGUCGGAUGUUGUUUUGGAGCUGGAGUUUGAGGGAGUGAAGGAGAAGUUCACAAUGGUCCAGGUGUGGCCAGUAAGAAGUGUACGUCCAGUUACAGAGAAGUUGCCAGCCAAUCACCCUCUACUUACUGGCCAAAGAGUCCUUGAUGCACUGUUCCCGUGUGUACAAGGUGGGACCACGGCUAUCCCUGGAGCCUUCGGCUGUGGAAAAACUGUGAUAUCACAAUCUCUGUCCAAAUACUCCAACAGUGAUGUUAUCAUAUACGUGGGUUGUGGAGAGAGAGGAAAUGAGAUGUCUGAAGUACUGAGGGAUUUCCCAGAGCUGACAAUGGAAGUGGAUGGAAAAGUAGAAAGCAUUAUGAAAAGAACUUCGCUAGUAGCCAACACCUCUAACAUGCCUGUUGCAGCCAGAGAAGCCUCUAUUUACACAGGAAUCACACUAUCUGAGUAUUUCAGAGAUAUGGGUUACCACGUCAGUAUGAUGGCUGACUCUACAUCUCGAUGGGCUGAGGCUCUCAGAGAAAUCUCUGGGCGUCUGGCAGAAAUGCCUGCUGACAGUGGUUAUCCUGCUUAUCUGGGAGCCCGUCUGGCCUCUUUCUAUGAGAGAGCUGGACGAGUAAAAUGUCUUGGGAAUCCUGAAAGGGAAGGAAGUGUCAGCAUUGUGGGAGCUGUGUCGCCUCCUGGUGGUGAUUUCUCAGACCCUGUCACAUCUGCCACUCUGGGCAUUGUUCAGGUGUUCUGGGGAUUGGAUAAGAAACUGGCUCAGAGAAAGCACUUCCCGUCCGUUAACUGGCUUAUCAGCUACAGCAAGUACACACGGCCACUAGAUGAGUACUACGACAAGCACUUUGCUGAAUUUGUACCACUCAGAACCAAAGCAAAGGAGAUCCUACAGGAAGAGGAAGACCUUGCAGAGAUCGUGCAGCUUGUGGGGAAGGCUUCCUUGGCAGAAACUGAUAAAAUCACCCUGGAGGUGGCCAAGCUUCUUAAGGACGAUUUCCUACAGCAGAACGGGUACACGCCAUAUGAUAGGUUCUGUCCUUUCUACAAAACCACAGGGAUGCUGUCUAACAUGAUAGCAUUUUAUGACAUGGCGCGUCGUGCAGUGGAAACCACAGCUCAGAGUGACAACAAGAUCACGUGGUCCAUUAUCAGAGAACAGAUGGGAGAUAUCUUAUACAGACUGACGUCCAUGAAAUUCAAGGACCCAGUGAAAGACGGAGAAGCCAAGAUUAAGGCCGAUUACGCCCAGCUGCUGGAAGACAUGCAGAACGCCUUCCGUAGUUUGGAAGAUUAGAAGCCAUGUGGGCUGCCGUCUACCAACUCAUCUCAGACCUCUGGCUCCUGCAUUAGUGCUGGAGCUCCUGUACAUUACGAUAGAAACCUAUUGCCCCUAUUCACAUUCAGUAGGUCUUAAAACAAUUGUGUCCAUUCCAGUGUUCUGAGUGCCUCCGUGUAGCUGUUAUACCCAGCAGUGUGGUGAAUGUACUUUGUGAACACCUGAUGUGCUGAGCAGAUGGAGUGCACAUGGGAAAGGGAUUCUGUUGGGCUCGGUGAAUUGUAUAAAUAGACACUAGAUUUCCAGUACCACAUUGCGUAAACUGUAUAAUUCCAGUUUAUGGUCAUAGGAGUGAUUCAGCAUAUGCUGACAGACCUAAUUUUGUAUCACAUAUUAAACCCUUUGCAAUCAGAGAGGACUUUCUUGGAUACUACCUUAUGCACUGUACAAGUCCUAAAACUAGGGCUCAUUCCAAGCACUGUCAUUGAACUUUGUAAUACUGCCUGCUUAUUGAACACGGUACAGCCAAUAGAUACCAGACUCUGCACCACAUGUCUGUUUAAUCACACUCUCAUUGGCCCUCCCUUUGUUACGUGUACAAGCCUAAUACCACAGAAUAAAUACAGCUUCGGUAUCACAUUGAGCUUCUGUAUUCUGCGCUCAGCAUCUGGUCAAAAUACUGAACAAAUUUAAGCAGACUAUUAUCUAAUGAGGGGAAUAUUAUUAUAUAUAUAGGGCAUCGUUCCCUUCAUUGCAUAAUCUUCUGUUUCUUUUAUUAAAUGGAGCUUAAAGUGCUUUAGUCUAGUGUGUUAUGACAUUUGCCUAAUAAAAGGGAACAUGGAGCUUGAUAGCAUAUAUGGGCUUUGGCGUCUCCUGUAAGUUGCAUUAGUGAUGUUGGGUAGUAAAUAUUUUGCGCUCCUAAUGCCCUGGAAGGAAUGUGAAAACUUUUUUUUUUCUCCUGUUAGUGUCCGAUCUAUUCACGGUUGUUGGUUCUUCAACUCCUUCAAUACUUUGGCUGAAGUGAACAAGAACCCAUCAGUUUGGGCUCGAGUCUUAUAGAGCCAGAGUUUACAUUGCAAUCUGUGACCGGAGAGUAUGCUAAUUCUUAAAGGUAUACUAAACCCACAUUGUUUCUUUCAUAAUUCAGAUAGAGCAACUUUCUAAUUUACUUCAAACUAUUUUUUUUUCGUUCUAAUGCGAUCUUAUAUGAAAAAGACGGAAUCUACGCUAAGGAGCCAACCCAUUUUUGAUUCUGCACCCUUGAUAGUGCUUGCUAAUUGGUGGCUACAUUUAGCCACCAAUCAAUCGGCAAGCGCAACCGAAUAAAAAAUGGGCCGGCUCCUAAGCUUACAUUCUUGCUUUUCAAAUAAAGAUAGCAAGAGAACAAAGAACAAUUGAUGAUAGGAGUAAAUUAGAAAUGUGCUUCAAAUUGCGUGCUCUAUCUGAAUCGCCAUCAAUCACCUGCAUUGCAGAACUCUCUCUGAUGAAGUAUGGGUUAGAAAACAAGAAAUAAAGUCAGAAUGAAUGGUUUUACCCAGAGUCUCUGGCCCUUGUGCACUCCCUGUGUUACGGGUGUUAUUGAAUAAAUGCUAAAAAUUCACUGUAAAAUCCCCUUCAUCCUGUGUUUGUCAUCUUUUACAUUGUACCUUGUGUAGUAAAAAUAUAGAGAUUAUAUCGUUGAUGUUCUCGAAAACCUUUGGGAUGUAAACUAUGAAGCAAAUGUGUAAAGAUGAAGUUGUGUAUUUAUUUUAAUGUAACUGGGCGCUCAGUCAGGCACCAGUUUAAGCAGCUUCUCAAUCUCUUUUGUUCAGUGUUUUUGUUCUCAGUGUUGAGCUUCUGCACUGUACCAGUUAAUUCCUGGCUUUCAAAACGAAGGCAAAAAAAGAAGAAAAAUAUUUAGAUUUUAUGACUUGAAAUGUGUAAAGAUGUUAAGAUUCUUGGGAAUAAAACAUUAAUUUAAAUUUAAAA
Molecule: messenger RNA, 3938 nt
Organism: Bombina bombina (fire-bellied toad)
Lineage: Eukaryota; Metazoa; Chordata; Amphibia; Anura; Bombinatoridae
Gene: ATP6V1A
Product: ATPase H+ transporting V1 subunit A
Exons: 15
Coding region: 135-1988 (617 amino acids)
Biological process (GO): proton transmembrane transport; ATP metabolic process
Cellular component (GO): lysosomal membrane; proton-transporting V-type ATPase, V1 domain
Molecular function (GO): ATP hydrolysis activity; ATP binding; proton-transporting ATPase activity, rotational mechanism
Source: RefSeq, a predicted model, not a curated record